This is a messenger RNA of Aspergillus pseudonomiae, 1818 nucleotides long. Its product is annotated as GMC family oxidoreductase. Lineage: Eukaryota; Fungi; Ascomycota; Eurotiomycetes; Eurotiales; Aspergillaceae. Gene Ontology annotation, molecular function: flavin adenine dinucleotide binding; oxidoreductase activity, acting on CH-OH group of donors. Bases 1 to 1818 code for a protein of 605 amino acids. The record is from RefSeq and is a predicted model, not a curated record. The transcript has a single exon.
AUGAAGUCUGCGGUCUUCAGCCCCAUUCUCUUCUCUCUGGCUGUGGCCCAGAACUACUCACUUGAUAAACAUUUCGAUGUGCAAUCUAGUCUCAUUACCGACCCGAAGGAGGUCUCUGAGAAGACCUUUGAUUAUGUCAUUGCUGGAGGAGGCUUGACCGGUCUAACAGUUGCGACCAAGCUGACAGAGAACCCCAACAUUGAGGUUCUGGUUAUUGAAAAGGGCUUUUAUGAGUCCAACUGUGGGGGCAUUGUCGAGGACCUGAAUGAAUAUGGCGACAUCUUUGGUACCGAUGUUGAUCAAGCCUAUCAAACUGUUCCCCUUGCGAUCAACAAUCGCACAGAGUUGAUUAGGUCUGGAAAUGGCCUCGGUGGGUCGACCUUGGUCAACGGUGGUUCUUGGACUCGCCCAGACAAAGUCCAAAUCGAUUCUUGGGAAAAGGUCUUCGGCAAUGAGGGUUGGAACUGGGAGGGCCUCUUUGAAUACAUGAAGAAAGCGGAAAAGUCUCGCCCGCCAAACGAGGCUCAGAUUGCCGCCGGUCACUCUUACGAUCCUGCUUGUCAUGGAACAAAUGGCACUGUUCAGGCAGGCCCUCGUGACAAUGGCAAGCCAUGGUCUCCUAUCAUGAAAGCCCUUAUGAACACUGCAUCAGAGCGUGGUGUUCCGACACAGCAAGAUUUCCAUUGUGGGCAUCCUCGUGGUGUCUCCAUGAUCCCCAAUGCUGUGCAUGAGGACCAAACUCGUUCAGACGCUGCACGUGAAUGGCUUCUUCCGAACCACGAACGCCCUAACCUAAAAGUCUUGACAGGUCAACGAGUUGGAAAGGUUUUACUCAACAAAACUGAAUCCGGGGCUAAGGCUACUGGACUGAACUUCGGUACCCACAAAAAGGUCAACUUCAAUGUGUAUGCGAAGCAUGAGGUCUUACUUGCAGCUGGAUCUGCAAUUUCGCCAUUGAUUUUGGAAUGGUCUGGUAUCGGCUUGAAGGAUGUUCUUAGUGCCGCCGGUGUUGAGCAGGUUGUUGAUCUUCCAGUUGGUCUCAACAUGCAGGACCAGACGACUACCAACGUCCGUUCCCAUGCCCAGGCUUCUGGUGCUGGACAGGGUCAGGCGGUUUACUUUGCUUCUUUCAAUGAGACCUUUGGCGAUUACGCUCCUAAGGCUAUGGAGCUCCUUAACACCAAACUUGACCAAUGGGCAGAGGAAACAGUUCGUAAUGGUGGUUUCCAUAAUGUGACAGCCCUUAAGAUCCAGUACGAGAACUACCGCGACUGGUUGCUGAAUGAAGAUGUUGCCUUCGCAGAACUUUUUCUCGAUACCGAGGGCGUGAUCAAUUUUGAUCUAUGGGACCUUAUCCCUUUUACUCGCGGAUCUGUACACAUCCUUAAUGGCGAUCCCUACAUUCAUCGUUACGCCAAUGAUCCCAAGUUCUUCCUUAACGAAUUCGAUAUCCUCGGCCAGGCCGCCGCCUCGAAGCUUGCCCGUGAGCUUUCCAACGCCGGUGAAAUGAAGAAGUACUUCGCUGGCGAGAGCAUCCCCGGUGACAAUUUGGCAUACGAGGCCUCCUUGGAGCAGUGGACGGACUACGUCAAGAAGAACUUCCGUGCCAAUUGGCAUGCUGUGAGCUCUUGCUCCAUGAUGGCUAGAGAAAUGGGCGGUGUCGUCGACUCCGCCGCUCGUGUGUAUGAUGUCGAAAACCUCCGUGUCAUUGAUGGCUCCAUCCCACCGACCCAGGUGUCUUCGCACGUCAUGACCAUUUUCUAUGGUAUGGCUCUCAAGGUUGCUGAUGCCAUUCUGGCGGAUUACUCCAAGAACUGA